GGGUCAGUGCUCUAAAAUGAGUCUCUCUGGAGCGAGAAAGAAGGGGAGCCCUGCCUCUAAAAUGAGACUCUCUGGGGAACAUGACACCAAAGCUAAGAGCCCAAUCAAGCAGGAGAGACCAGCCUCCCCUGUUCCCAGCUGUGUGUCCAUGAAGAGUGACUGGUCUAUGAGUCAACCUAUACAGUUUAGAGAGGGAGACUUUUCUACUGGACAAAGAAACCAACAGGAGAGAUCAGAGUCAGAGAUUCUCAGUGGUCAGUCUUCCCAGAGUCAUCAAACAGACCUGGACUCCAUAUUCAGUUUGCUUGAACAGAAUAUUAUGACAUUUGUGAAGAACGAGCUGAAGAUGUUCAAGAGGAUUCUUAGUCCAGAACUCCCAGAAGGCUUUGAGAGUCAGAAUCAGGAUAAGGAAGUGGUGGACGCUGAAGAUGAGAAGCAGGAGAGCAGUGCCAGAGAGGGGGCUCUGAAGAUCACACUGCACAUCCUGAGGAAAAUGAACCAGAAGGAGCUUGCUGACACACUGGAUAAAUAUGAGCUUGCUGUGAUUUGCCAACGUGAACUCAAAUCUAAUCUAAAGAAGAAGUUUCAAUGUGUAUUUGAGGGGAUCGCUAAACAAGGAAACCCAACACUUCUCAAUAAGAUCUACACAGAGCUCUACAUCACAGAGGGUGGAACAGGAGAGGUCAAUAAUGAACAUGAGCUGAGACAGAUUGAGACAACAACCAGGAAACAAGCAAGACCAGAGACUCCAAUCAAAUGCAACGACAUCUUCAAACCCUUAACUGGACAAGACAAACUUAUCAGAACUGUGCUGACAAAGGGAGUCACUGGCAUUGGAAAAACAGUCUCUGUGCAGAAGUUCAUUCUGGAUUGGGCUGAAGGAAAAGCAAAUCAGGAUGUCCAAUUUGUGUUUUCAUUCCCUUUUCGGGAGCUGAAUUUGAUGAAAGCGGAUCAACACACUUUCAUUGAACUUCUCAAUCACUUCUCAAUGGAAACCAAACAAUCAAGAAUCUCCAACUAUGACAAGUACAAAGUUCUGUUCAUCUUUGAUGGUCUGGAUGAGUGUCGACUGCCCCUAGACUUCCAGAAGAACAAGAUCUGUUGGGACGUCACAGAGUCAACCUCAGUGGAUGUUCUGCUGACAAAUCUCAUCAAGGGAAAUCUGCUUCCCUCUGCUCUCCUCUGGAUAACUACCCGACCUGCAGCAGCCAAUAAGAUCCCUUCAGGGUGUGUUGACCAGGUGACAGAGGUACGAGGGUUCAAUGACCCACAGAAGGAGGAGUACUUCAGGAAGAGAUUCAGUGAUGAGGACCUGGCCAGCAGAAUCAUCUCACACAUAAAGACAUCAAGGAGCCUCCACAUCAUGUGCCACAUUCCAGUCUUCUGUUGGAUUUCUGCUAUAGUCCUUGAAUACAUGCUGAAACACAAGAGAGAAGAGAUGCCCAAGACUCUGACUGAGAUGUACACACACCUUGUGAUGUUUUAUACCAAACAGAAGAAUGAAAAGUAUCUUGGGAAAGAAGAGACAGGUCCACACUGGAAUAAAGAGAGCAUUCUGUCACUGGGAAAACUGGCUUUUCAGCAGCUUGUGAAGGGCAAUCUGAUUUUCUAUGAAGAAGACCUGAAAGAGGCUGGCAUUGAUGUCAAUGAAGCCUCAGUGUACUCAGGAUUGUGCACACAGCUCUUUAAAGAGGAAUGUGGGCUGUACCAGGACAAGGUGUACUGCUUUGUUCAUCUGAGCAUUCAGGAGUUUCUGGCUGCUGUAUAUGUGUUCCUCUCAUUCAUCAACAACAAUGAGAAUGUAAUGGACAAACUGAGAACGACGUCCAGGAGCUUUUCUGUGAGGAUCAAACAAAGGCGUAAAGUUACUUUCUACAAGAGUGCUGUGGAUAAAGCUUUACAAAGUGAGACAGGAAACCUGGACCUUUUCCUCCGCUUCCUUCUGGGCCUCUCACUGGAGUCCAAUCAGAAGCACUUACGAGGUCUACUAACAAUGACAAGAAGUAGCUCACAGAGCCAUGAAGAAACAGUCAAGUACAUCAAGGAGAAGAUCAGGGAGAAUCCCUCUCCAGAGAGGAGCAUCAAUCUGUUCCACUGUCUGAAUGAACUGAAGGACCAUUCUCUAGUGGAGGAGAUCCAAAGCUACCUGAGAUCAGGAAGUCUCUCAAAACCCAACCUGUCACCUGGACAGUGGUCAGCUCUGGUCUUUGUGUUACUGACUUCAGAAAAGGAGCUGGAUGUGUUUGACCUGAAGAAAUACUCCAGAUCAGAGGAAGGUCUUCUGAGGCUGCUGCCAGUGGUCAAAGCCUCCAGAGCUGUUCUGCUGUCAGGCUGUGGAGUCACAGAGGAAGGCUGUGCUUCUCUGGUCUCAGCGCUGAGGUCAAACCCCUCACACCUGAGAGAGCUGGAUCUGAGUAACAAUGACCUGAAGGAUUCAGGAGUGAAGCUGCUCUCUGCUGGACUGGGGAAUCCCCACUGUAAACUGGAGACUCUGAGGCUGUCAGGCUGUCUAGUCACAGAGGAAGGCUGUGCUUCUCUGGUCUCAGCUCUGGAGUCAAACCCCUCACACCUGAGAGAGCUGGAUCUGAGUAACAAUGACCUGAAGGAUUCAGGAGUGAAGCUGCUCUCUGCUGGACUGGGGAAUCCCCACUGUAAACUGGAGAUUCUGAGGCUGUCAGGCUGUCUAGUCACAGAGGAAGGCUGUGCUUCUCUGGUCUCAGCUCUGGAGUCAAACCCCUCACACCUGAGAGAGCUGGAUCUGAGUAACAAUGACCUGAAGGAUUCAGGAGUGAAGCUGCUCUCUGCUGGACUGGAGGAUCCACACUGUAAACUGGAGAUUCUGAGGCUGUCAGGCUGUCUAGUCACAGAGGAAGGCUGUGCUUCUCUGGUCUCAGCUCUGGAGUCAAACCCCUCACACCUGAGAGAGCUGGACCUGAGCUACAAUCACCCAGGAAACUCAGGAGUCAGACUGCUCUCUGCUGGAUUGGAGGAUCCACACUGCAGACUGGAGAAACUCAAGCUGUCAGGCUGUGGAGUCACAGAGGAAGGCUGUGCUUCUCUGGUCUCAGCUCUGAGGUCAAACCCCUCACACCUGAGAGCGCUGGAUCUGAGUAACAAUGACCUGAAGGAUUCAGGAGUGAAGCUGCUCUCUGCUGGACUGGGGAAUCCCCACUGUAAACUGGAGACUCUGAGGCUGUCAGGCUGUCUAGUCACAGAGGAAGGCUGUGCUUCUCUGGUCUCAGCUCUGAGGUCAAACCCCUCACACCUGAGAGAGCUGGACCUGAGCUACAAUCACCCAGGAGACUCAGGAGUCAGACUGCUCUCUGCUGGACUGGAGGAUCCACACUGCAGACUGGAGAAACUCAAUGUGGAACAUGGUGGAGAGAACAGAAUGAAACCUGGGAUUAGAAAAUAUGUCUGUGAUCUCACACUGGACCCAAACACAGUAAACAGACGCCUCUCUCUGUCUGAGGGGAACAGAAAGGUGACAUGGAGGAGAGAGGAGCAGCCGUAUCCUGAUCACCCAGAGAGAUUUGAGGACUGUGAACAGGUGCUGUGUAGAGAGGGUCUGACUGGGCGCUGUUACUGGGAGGUAGAGUGGAGUGGGAGGGCUGUUAUAGGAGUGACAUAUAAAGGAAUCAGCAGGAGAGGAGGGGUUAAGGACUGUUGUCUUGGAUACAAUGACAAGUCCUGGAGUCUGAACUGCUAUGACAACCUCCUCUACAUUGCCAGUCACAAUAAUAAUCAUGACACUACCAUAGACGUCCCCUCCUCCAGCUCCCACAGAGUAGGAGUGUAUCUGGACUGGCCAGCCGGCACUCUGUCCUUCUAUAGAGCCUCCUCUGACACACUGACCCACCUGAUCACAUUCACACACCACAUUCACUGA
Oncorhynchus keta (chum salmon) is the source of this 3889-nucleotide messenger RNA. RefSeq names its product NACHT, LRR and PYD domains-containing protein 12-like. The coding region runs from base 17 to 3889 and encodes 1290 amino acids. The transcript has 13 exons. NCBI's taxonomy places the organism in Eukaryota, Metazoa, Chordata, Actinopteri, Salmoniformes, Salmonidae. The record is from RefSeq and is a predicted model, not a curated record. Gene Ontology annotation, molecular function: protein binding.